ACUAUGGAGUCAUACAUACACUCGGUAAGAAAUAUCGAAAUACAGCACUGCAGAGAUAUAAUAGACUUUUAAAUUGUAUAUAUCUUCAUUGGAAACCAACUUUGACCGACUAAAACUUAGAAUCUACUUUUCUUUUUCUUUUUUUUUUUUCUUUUUAACAGCGCGCGUUGUCUCCCUAUUCCAAGGACUCAUCAAAUUAACGCGGUCCUUGUAUUUCCCAGUCAAGCCAAUAUUAUGUUUCUGCAGGAACUUGCAACACAGCUAAACUGAGACUCAAGCAUCCGUGCCCCAAUGUAUAUAAAUGGAGAAUUUCAGGACGACCCAGCGGGUGUUUUGCUAGAAUAAUCUGGUCAGACGCGCUGAUCGGUGGGAUGAAGGAUCGACUGAGAGAAUUAGCUGCUAGCAGGACCCAAGCAGAAGAGGAUGUUGCAGUCCCGGUGGACAGAGAUGGCUUCAUGGAGAGCUUUUUCAGAAGGGUGGAGGAAGUUAGGGGACUCAUUGAUAAGAUCUCCUACCAAGUGGAAGAGGUGAGGAAGAUACACAGCAUGAUCCUGUCUGCACCCAAUCCAGAUGACAGAACAAAGGAUGAACUCAACAGGUUGACCAACGAUAUCAAAGGGAAUGCCAAUGUUGUGCGAGCUAAACUAAAAUCUAUGGAGCAGAGUAUGCCCAAGGAUGACAUCGCCAAUAGAGCCUCAGUUGAUUUCCGGAUUCAGAAAACACAGCACACAGUUCUGUCCAGGAAGUUUGUGGAGGUCAUGACCCAGUACAACGAGACUCAAGUGUCCUUUAGGGAACGGAGCAAAGGAAGGAUCCAGAGACAGCUGGAGAUAACUGGAAGAGUGACCACCAAUGAAGAGCUGGAGGACAUGUUGGAAAGUGGAAAUCCAUCAAUCUUCACAUCUGAUAUCAUCUCCGAUUCCCAGAUCACACGACAGGCCUUGAAUGAGAUAGAGUCACGGCACCAGGACAUCAUUCGUCUGGAGUCCAGCAUCAGAGAGCUCCACACAAUGUUCAUGGACAUGGCAAUGCUGGUAGAGACUCAGGGUGAUAUGGUCAACAACAUUGAGAAGAAUGUCUCCAAUGCAGCUGAGUACAUCUGCCGUGCAAAAGAAGAGACCAAAAAAGCAGUGAGAUACCAGAAAAAAUCCCGCAGGAGAUACAUUAUCGUUGCCUUUGCUCUGUUGAUCCUGCUUGCUGUCAUUGCACUAAUUGUCGGGCUGUCUGUUGGACUAACCAAACCUCCUGUAUGAGACCUGCUAUGAUCAUUGCCUGAGAAACUUCUCUAUCUUGCCAUGUGUGGGGUAGCAAGUUUCAUCCUUCUGCUGAUCAUAUUAGUUGGAGUCUUUGAGUGAUGGAUUUCACCAUUCAAGACCUCGGGAACCUGACCUGGGAACCGGCUCACAAUAAGAUUGCCAUCCAAUAUCCACCAGCAUUACAGAGAGGAUCUCUUGACCACUACAAAUCAAGUAUGACGUGUGAUCUACCUGUCUUUAUACCAGUCAAUAUCAGACCUCAUGCUGCACAGUUUUGCUAGGCUACUUCCAGGGUAAUUCUACAUAGCCAGAUCACCCUGUUAGCACAUAUCCUUCACUGUCACUUGUGAUACAACGAGCACUGACAGCACAUCAAAGACAUACCCUGGUGUACACUCCUCACUGCUGCCAUGUUUUCAUGCUGCAACCGAAUAUCACUUCCAUACUUUGUCUCUGACGCGGUAACUCUUCACAUAAAACAGAAGUUGUAAUAAUUGUAAUUGUCGUUAUCAAAGAUCAGCUGUUGAAUUUGUGUUGACCUGUGUAAGUGUAUGUUUGUAUGUUCUACAUUAAAUUCAUGUGACACGAAUGUAAAACUGUAACACCACGGGACUCCUUUAAAAAUUGAAAAGUUUAAUGCAAUAAAUUUGUACCCACUGUAAGCAUUAAAGGUUAUGCGUUAAAACCUGCAGGGAAAAAAUGAUCAAUCAAAUUGAGUUCAUCACUUGAUUAAUACUGUUAAAUCAAAAGCUACUGCACAAUUAUUAUUAUUAUAAUUAUUAUUAUUGUUAUUACUGUUGUUAUUGUUGUUGCUAUUAUUAUUUCAAAAUUUAAACACUGUCUGACCCCCAAAGUGCCUUUGUGACAUUUGAUAUGAAGCCUUAAUUUAUUUCACUGUAUCACAAUCACAGUGUGUGAUGACUGGAAUAUACGGAUUGUGUAAAAGUCACACUACUUUAGGACCACUGGCUGAUGUUAUUUCAAGAGCACACAUUUUAUUGUUUUGAU
Myripristis murdjan (pinecone soldierfish) is the source of this 2264-nucleotide messenger RNA. RefSeq names its product syntaxin 2b (gene stx2b). Gene Ontology annotation, molecular function: SNARE binding; SNAP receptor activity. Bases 372 to 1253 code for a protein of 293 amino acids. The transcript is spliced from 11 exons. Lineage: Eukaryota; Metazoa; Chordata; Actinopteri; Holocentriformes; Holocentridae. Gene Ontology annotation, biological process: intracellular protein transport; synaptic vesicle fusion to presynaptic active zone membrane; exocytosis. The record is from RefSeq and is a predicted model, not a curated record. Gene Ontology annotation, cellular component: SNARE complex; synaptic vesicle; endomembrane system.